CAACAACGAUCUCGAACUGCAACAAAGAACGUUUUGGAACCAACAAAGCAAUCUGAUGGCGAAGAACUCACUCGAAAACAUCAAAUGAGUGAUGAAGCUGCCACUAAACGAAUACGAACUUGUCCAAUUAGGAUGGCAGCCAAGAGAAGUUUACCAAAAAAAGAAUCGGCACCAAAUAUGGAUGAUGAAGGCGAUAAACUCACAAAAGAUCCACAGUCAACAGUAGCGAGUGUUUCGAAGCAGGACAAACCCGGUGAGAAAAAGGUCGAGACUCGUAGACGCUCGCCACCCAAGAGAUCUGUUAAUGAAGUCGGUUUAUUUUUCCAUCCUUUAUUGAGCAUUUUUUGA
Anisakis simplex (herring worm) is the source of this 348-nucleotide messenger RNA. Lineage: Eukaryota; Metazoa; Nematoda; Chromadorea; Rhabditida; Anisakidae. The record is from the annotation of a GenBank genome assembly.